Molecule: messenger RNA, 234 nt
Organism: Lathyrus sativus (Indian pea)
Lineage: Eukaryota; Viridiplantae; Streptophyta; Magnoliopsida; Fabales; Fabaceae
Source: the annotation of a GenBank genome assembly
AUGGAUCAUAAUCAUUUUCAUUAUCAACAAGGUUUUUUCAAUUACAUGCAAAAUUCUCAAAAUCCUAAUCCUCAAAAUUCUCAAAUUCCAUUGGUGCCAACAAACCCCGGCAUAUUUCUUCCGUCACCAAACAAUCCAAAUAUGUAUCUUAUACCUCAAAUGAAUUCUAAUAGUAUGGAAUUCUCUACUCAAGUUCCACCAUUUUCUACUCAAGUCCCGCCAUUUUCUACUUAA